CUCAAAAUAUGACGAUCCUUAACAAUUUGGUUUCUUCCAUCUCUUUUCAUAUCCAAAUUAUAAAUUUUUUUCUUCAUUUUUCCUUCUUUCGUGAUCUAAACCCACUUCUGAAUUAGUCCUUUUUUAAUUCAAGUGUGAUGCAUGGUUUCCUGAUGUUAUAUAUGCAAGUUAUAGUGUCCCUCCAAAUAUCACCUCUUACCAAUAAACAUCGUUAACCUUAGAACAGCACCACCAUGGCUCCCUCACCCUCUUCCAAGAGGCACCCACUCUACCGAGGAAUCCGUUCCCGGGGAAGAAAAUGGGUCUCCGAAAUCCGCGAGCCACGCAAGGCCUCCCGCAUAUGGCUCGGCACCUUCCCCACGCCGGAGAUGGCCGCCGCCGCCUACGACGUCGCAGCAUUGGCCUUGAAAGGCGACGGCGCUGUUCUCAACCUCCCUCACUCCGUCUCCAAGUAUCAAAUCCCUGCAACCAACUCUGCGGCGGAUAUCCGAACUGCUGCCUCCGCUGCGGCCGCAAUGAUGAAGGCUGAAACGGAAUCUUCCCACAACAUUGCAUCACAAACUGAAACUACCCACAUCGAUGCUACAACCUGGAGGUUUGAAAAUGAUUUCCUUGACGAGGAAGCCAUUUUCGGCAUGCCAAGUCUUCUGGUUGACAUGGCCGGGGGAAUGCUUCUGUCGCCGCCCAGAAUGAGCCCGCCACCGUCGGAUAACUCGCCGGAGAAACAAGCUGCAGAGACUUUGUGGAGUUAUUUUUGACUUACGAAC
Vigna radiata var. radiata (mung bean) is the source of this 767-nucleotide messenger RNA. RefSeq names its product ethylene-responsive transcription factor ERF027-like. The coding region runs from base 234 to 758 and encodes 174 amino acids. The record is from RefSeq and is a predicted model, not a curated record. NCBI's taxonomy places the organism in Eukaryota, Viridiplantae, Streptophyta, Magnoliopsida, Fabales, Fabaceae. Gene Ontology annotation, biological process: regulation of DNA-templated transcription. Gene Ontology annotation, molecular function: DNA binding; DNA-binding transcription factor activity. The transcript has a single exon.